GGGGUUUUGGAAGCAUAUCGGGCUUCGAGCGGAAGAAAGAGCGAGAGGGGGCGAGCCUGCCGAAGAACUCUUCCUUUCUCCCGAUUCCCAGUUCUUGGAUCCAAGGCUUCAAGAAAUCGCUGUUCUUGGAUUGGAUUGCGUGGCUCUACGCGGGGCGGCAGGCACCUCUUCAAACUCGGCUGCACAAAAGAUAGGCAUCAGUGUCUUUGCAUUAUUCUUCCGCCCUAAGAUGUUACCUGGAGUUAGCAUCCUGUAGAAGUACAAUAAAGGUGGUAGGAAGGUGCUUACUCUCCGAAAUAUGCAGAAUAUCAUUAGGGGCUAAAUGCCGAGUUCAGAAACAAGCAGCACCUUGUAAUAAUGGCCACAGAGAGUCCAUUGAGAUUCAUAGAGAAUAAUGGAGCUGACAGCUGGCUCCUUGAUGAGGACACAUCAGAAUUUGCUUCAACAAGUAAUUUAGUUUCAGAAGAACUGGGGUUGCUUUUAAAAGGACAAAAAUACCAUGGGUCCAAGAACGUCAAUGGCCUCAGUAGAAGUGGAAGUGCACCUCCUAGCAUGGAGGGUUCUCGUGCAGCAUUUGAUAUCUUGAGAAACCAGACUGCUGACUUGGGUGUCAGCUUGGAGAACCUAAGCAAUGCAGUUCAAAAUUGUGGAUCCGAAGAACAACUCCGUGCUCAUCCAACUUACUUAGCUUACUACUGUGCGAAUGUGAAUUUAAACCCCAGACUUCCUCCGCCUCUUAUCUCUCGUGAGAAUCGGCAUUUGAUGCAACACAUUGGUGGGUUUGGGGACAAUAGAAGAAUGCCUUCAUUCGAUGACAACAGCAAGUCAUCUAUUUUAUCAUCUCGACCUGCCCUUCCAACUCAUAAUGAGGAGCCUGAGGAUGAUAGGUCACCUACAGCAGAAUAUAGUGAUUGGACAGAUAAGAAAACUGUUAUUUUUCCUGGGCAUUCAACACAUGUGCAAGGACGUCAUAUGUACCCCACAGACUUGGUACAGGAACAGACUUCAUAUCCUGUGUAUAGAGAUCAUUCCCACCACUCAAGCCACACUAUUAUUGAACAAGCAGCUAUACAAAAUGCCCUUUCAAACCAUCUAAAUGAUUAUUCAAAUGGCAUGACAAAUUCAGAGACAAGAACACCUGGUGCCCAUACUUGUACUCCUCACUUAGGCUCACAUUCAGUUGGAUUUGUGUUGAAUGGUGACACUGGUGCUGUGGCAGUUCCAGGCUCAGCGUCUACUGACAGGACAGUUAAUCUACACCAAGGUCAAAAAAAAUUGAGCAGUGGCGAUACCUCCAUAGACAAGAGUGUGCCACCCAGCAACAUUAUCUGUUUGGAUCGUGAUAAUAUUGAAGAUGAGAUGAAGAAUUUAAGGUUAUCUACUGAUGACCACAGAAGUCACCAUUCAUGGCAAAACUCUCAGCAAGUUGGCUUAUACACAACGAGCCCUUCUUCUCAUGCUCAGAUUGGUCAGUCUCAGAUUAUUGCUCAAGGAGUGACCCAUUCUCAAAAUACUGGGGAUCAUGUUUCUCACGGUCAACCUAAGCUACCCUCAGUUGAAAUGCAGCCUUUGUUGCAAUCUGCUGGCACUGUGCCUUCAUUGUAUGUCCCAGGAGCUGGAUAUGGAGCUCCAUAUUACCAUAAUUUGCAAUUCCCUAGUGUACUUCCUCUCCAGUUUGGCAUAGGUGGAUAUACCUUGAAUCCCUCACUAGUGUCUCCACUUGUUACCGCCUAUCCACCUCAUCAUAGUGCUAUGCCAAUGCCUUUUGACAAUGUCGUAGGCCCAAACUUUAGUGCUAGAGCUUCAGGAAUAUCCACUGGGGGAAAUGCUGUUCCUGGUGUUGACAUGCAGCAGUUGUAUAAGAUAUAUGGACAGCUGGGUCUAGCUAUUCAGCCUCCCUUUUCUGAUCCUUUAUAUAUGCCUUUUUAUCAUCAUUACUCUACGGAUGCACUUGCCGCUGCAGGUCAAUAUGAUUCAAAGAUCUCCAGGGGAAGCGCUGUGGGAAGCCCAGCAGGUACUUAUGAUCUUCAAAAAGGUCCAGGUUCUUCUGCAUAUUUACCUGAACAAAGGCCCCAAGUCAUGGGAGUUGGUGGUGUCAACACUCUUAAUGCUAUAAAAGGAGUCACUAUUAGUCCCGGCUACUAUGGGAAUCCUCCAAACAUGGGUCUCCUGAUGCAGUUCCCGGGCUCCCCGCUUGCCAGUCCUGUUUCUCAAGGAUCACCAGUGGCUAGGACAAGCUUUUCAGGAAGGAAAAACGACAACACUAAAUUUCCAUUCGGCUCUGAAAGAAUUACAGGUUCUUCCGGAUGUUCAUUCCAAAGAGGAGGUGAGAAGGUUGAUGAUCCUAUAUCAUACUCUUUCCUUGAAGAGCUAAAGUCCAAUAAAGCUCGUAGAUAUGAUUUAUCUGAUAUUGCUGGGCGUAUUGUUGAAUUUAGUGCUGAUCAACAUGGGAGUCGAUUCAUUCAACAAAAGUUAGAGACUUGUAGUGCUGAUGAGAAGGCAUCGGUUUUUAGGGAAGUUCUUCCACAUGCUUAUUCAUUAAUGACUGAUGUGUUUGGGAAUUAUGUCAUUCAGAAGUUUUUUGAGCAUGGGAAUCCUGAACAGAGGAAAGAACUUGCUAAUAAGCUUGUUGGCCAUGUCUUGCCUUUGAGCCUUCAGAUGUAUGGCUGUCGUGUAAUUCAAAAGGCUCUUGAUGUUAUUGAACUAGAGCAGAAAACACAGCUUGUUCAAGAACUUGAUGGUAAUGUCAUGAGAUGUGUUCGAGAUCAGAAUGGGAAUCAUGUAAUUCAAAAGUGCAUUGAAUGCGUACCAACCGAAAAAAUUGGUUUUAUAAUAUCUGCAUUCCGUGGUCAAGUUGCAAACCUUUCUACGCAUCCCUAUGGUUGUCGAGUGAUUCAGAGAGUCCUGGAGCAUUGUACAGAUGAAUCCCAAAGUCACUGCAUUGUUGAUGAGAUUUUGCAGUCAGCCUGCCUUCUUGCACAAGACCAGUAUGGCAAUUAUGUCACACAGCAUGUUUUGGAGAGGGGGAAGCCACAUGAGAGAAGCCAAAUAAUCCAUAGUUUAUCUGGACAAGUUGUACAAAUGAGUCAGCACAAGUUUGCCUCAAAUGUUGUUGAGAAGUGCUUUGAGUAUGGUAAUACUGAAGAAAGAGAUUACCUGAUCAAGGAAAUAGUUGGACAAACUGAAGGAAACGAUAAUUUACUGGUGAUGACGAAGGAUCAAUUUGCAAAUUAUGUGGUUCAGAAGAUUCUUGAUACCUGCACUGAUAAACAACGUGAGGUCUUGCUUAAUCUCAUAAAGGUUCACUUGCAGGCUUUAAAGAAAUACACCUAUGGGAAACAUAUUGUUGCUCGGGUUGAACAGUUAUGUGGUGAAGAUGUGGCUCCUGAAUCAUGAACCACGUGUGGUGGUUUCGACCAUGCUUCCCUGAUUCACCUAGAUAAGCUCCUCCACAGCUGCAUCUUUGGCUGCACCGAUGAUUGGAAAAGAACCAAAGUUCCUGGAGUUCUACCGGUUCGUUAUUGGGGGUGGCUAUCAACCACCUGCCUUUUACGAUGUACAGGUUCAGGGCUCCCGUAGGGUAGGUUGAUACAGUAGGUAUAUAUUGAAUGAGUGACAUGAGCUCAAGCUGGUAUAACGUGUGUAUUUGUAGGAGUCUAAUGUUAGGGGGUUGGAGUGUAUUUAAAUAUGAUGUUGGUGAAAUUGAUGGGGCUAAAUAGGUUUCAUGAUUUGAUUGAAUGAGUUGUUGAAUAGUAAUAUGGUAUGGUGAAGAAGCGUGUGUGACGACUUGGAAAUUAAAUUAUUGCUUGGAUUGUUCUGUGCUGCCUGCA
Molecule: messenger RNA, 3830 nt
Organism: Musa acuminata AAA Group (dessert banana)
Lineage: Eukaryota; Viridiplantae; Streptophyta; Magnoliopsida; Zingiberales; Musaceae
Product: pumilio homolog 5
Exons: 10
Coding region: 358-3396 (1012 amino acids)
Biological process (GO): post-transcriptional regulation of gene expression
Cellular component (GO): cytoplasm
Molecular function (GO): mRNA binding
Source: RefSeq, a predicted model, not a curated record